Messenger RNA from Perca flavescens (yellow perch), 1145 nucleotides. It is a transcript of the gene rab21, whose product is annotated as RAB21, member RAS oncogene family. Lineage: Eukaryota; Metazoa; Chordata; Actinopteri; Perciformes; Percidae. Gene Ontology annotation, biological process: Rab protein signal transduction. The record is from RefSeq and is a predicted model, not a curated record. The transcript has 7 exons. Gene Ontology annotation, molecular function: GTP binding; GTPase activity. Bases 363 to 1016 code for a protein of 217 amino acids.
UGAGUCAUCUUCCCGGAUGUAGACGAUCUUCGACGGAGCUAGCCGGCUAACUACUAGCUAGCUCAACAGACGCCAUUAGUUGGGGUGAAAAGCAGGCAUUCGCAUCAGCUUGAAAGGGGAAGUAGCCCUCAGUCCGGACCCGUUUCUCCCACACUUGUUGGUAGAUACUGAUAAAAGUCAGAUUCGCGUGUGUUGUCGAGGGGUUUCUCUCCUGAUUUUAGCUCUUUUUUUAAAAGUCGGAAGCUGAUGUGAGCUACGCAGGACUUCAGUUCCGAUCGGGGUUAGCAUUAGCAGCAUUAGCUUGUAGGUAACGGCUGUUUUGAUCAAAAAGACCCGAGGACUUCUUCACUGAACUGCCAGCCAUGGCGGCCGGGGGGACGGGCGGCAAGACGUACUCGUUCAAGGUGGUGUUGCUGGGGGAAGGCUGCGUGGGGAAGACGUCUCUGGUGCUGCGGUACUGCGAGAACAAAUUCAACGACAAACACAUCACAACUCUACAGGCGUCCUUCCUCACAAAGAAGCUCAACAUCACAGGAAAGAGAGUGAACCUGGCCAUAUGGGACACAGCCGGCCAGGAGCGUUUCCAUGCGUUGGGUCCCAUCUACUACAGAGACUCCAACGGAGCCGUACUAGUGUACGACGUCACAGACGAAGACUCCUUUCAGAAGGUGAAGAACUGGGUGAAGGAGUUGAGGAAAAUGUUGGGCAACGACAUUUGUUUAUGUAUAGUAGGUAAUAAAAUAGAUUUGGACAAAGACAGACACGUUUCAGUGGAAGAGGCUGAGAGUUACGCUGAGUCGGUGGGAGCCAAACACUACCACACAUCAGCCAAGUUAAAUAAAGGCAUCGAGGAACUCUUCCUGGAUCUCUGUAAAAGGAUGAUGGAAACGGCUCAGGCUGAGGAGAGGUUAAAGGGCAACGGAGCCAGCCAAUCAGCAUCGAGCAGGCGGGGCGUACAGAUCGUCGACGACGAACCACAAGCCACGCCCGCCGGAGGAUGCUGCUCUUCUGGCUAGCGCACACACACGCACACACACACACACACACACGCAUAUAUACACACACACACGCAUAUAUACACACACACACGCUUGCAGACACAUUCACGAGUGUCUCUGUUGCUCUAAAGUCCUUCAAAAAAAAAG